AUGCUGCGCUCUUCGAUUGCUCCGGGUCGGCAAUUGCUGUCGAACCCUAUUCGCCAACGGAUCCCGUCGCAAUGGCUGUCCAGAGCCGGUGCUAGCAACCGACUCGCCGGUCAGCGAUUCUUUGCCGAUUCUAAGCCUCCUACCACUGGUGGCCCUACGCCAGUUUCCCCUUCCUCCGAGUCCAGUGUCCCUCCCGAGACUGUUGUGAAGGCUGCUGAAGAGUCUAAGCUCCCUCCCCCGCCUGCUCCCCGCAAGACCGGUCGUUUCCGUCGUUUCUUGAUUUACCUGAUUCUCACUUCCGGUCUCGCCUAUGGCGGCAGCAUCUUCCUCGCCCUGAAGUCCGAUAACUUUCACGACUUCUUCACCGAGUACAUCCCCUACGGCGAGCAAUGCGUCCUCUACUUCGAGGAGCGUGACUUCUACCGCCGCUUCCCCAAUGCCUCGAGACAUCAGAACCGUCUCCCGGUCACCCCCAGAGAGGAAGGAAACGCUGUGACAAUCCCCAGCAAGAGUGGAUUAUCUUGGAAUGUUGCCAGUGAAGAAAAGGCCGAUGAAAAGGCAAAGACAGAUGCCAGUGCCCAUGAGGCUCACACUAAGUCCGCAACUGCCAGGCCCGAAGAGCGCAUGGCUGCGGUCCAGAAGGCCAAGGACGACAAGGCCACCAAGACCGCCCCUAAGGAGGAGUCCAAGCCCGAGGAGAAGAAGACUGUUUCUCUGGAGGAGCCCAGACAACCAGCUGUUGCUGCUAGCACUAUUGAAUUGCUUCAGAUGCAGGAUGGCGACGACUCCGUUGUCCAGGACCUGGUCAAGACAUUCAACGAUAUCGUCACAGUAAUCAGCGCCGAUGAGAACUCUAGCAAGUACUCUGCCCCUGUCGCCAAGGCUAAGGGCGAGCUGCAGAAGAUCGGCGAGAAGAUCGCUGCCAUCCGCAGCGAGGUUCGCAACACUGCCCAGGAGGAGAUCAACAAGGCCCACGCCACCUUUGAUGAGUCCGCACGUGAAUUGAUCCGUCAGUUCGAGGAGGUUCGCUCCACUGAUCUUGCCUCCUUCCGCGAGGAGUUCGAGGCUGAGCGUGAGAAGCUCGCCCAGGCCUACCAGCAAAAGGUCUCCACCGAGCUCCGUCACGCCCAGGAGCUCGCCGAGCAGCGUCUCCAGAAUGAGCUUGUUGAGCAGGCCAUCGAGCUGAACCGCAAGUACAUUCACGAGGUCCAGAGCCUCGUUGAGCGUGAGCGUGAGGGCCGUCUCAGCAAGCUGAACGAGCUCACUUCCGACAUCAAGGAACUCGAGUCCUUGACUGCCGGAUGGAGCAGCGUCAUCGACACAAACCUUAAGACCCAGCAGCUUCAGGUUGCCCUCGAUGCCGUCCGCACCGUUGUUGAGCGUGCCGAGACCCCUCGUCCCUUCAUCCGUGAGCUUGUGGCCGUGAAGGAGCUUGCUUCCGAUGAUCCCGUUGUCGAGGCUGCCAUUGCUUCCAUCAACCCCACCGCUUACCAGCGUGGUAUCCCCUCCCCUACCCAGAUCUUCGACCGCUUCCGCCGCGUCGCCAGCGAAGUCCGUAAGGCUAGCUUGCUACCCGAGGAUGCUGGUGUGGCCAGCCACGCCGCCAGCCUUGUCCUGAGCAAAGUCAUGUUCAAGAAGGAUGCCGUGUCCGAGGGUGAUGAUGUAGAGAGCAUCCUGGUCCGAACCGAGAGCUUGUUGCAGCAGGGUGACAUUGAUGCCGCCGCUCGCGAGAUGAACACGCUCCAGGGCUGGGCCAAGAUUCUCAGCAAGGACUGGCUGGGUGAUGUCCGUCGGGUUCUCGAAGUCAAGCAGGCUCUCGAGGUUAUUGAGGCCGAGGCCCGCCUCCAGUGCCUGCGUGUUGAGUAA
This is a messenger RNA of Penicillium antarcticum, 1866 nucleotides long. Its product is annotated as MICOS complex subunit MIC60. The transcript has 4 exons. Lineage: Eukaryota; Fungi; Ascomycota; Eurotiomycetes; Eurotiales; Aspergillaceae. Gene Ontology annotation, biological process: cristae formation. Bases 1 to 1866 code for a protein of 621 amino acids. Gene Ontology annotation, cellular component: MICOS complex. The record is from RefSeq and is a predicted model, not a curated record.